AUGGAAGAUACAAUCAUACAGUAUGUGCAACGUUAUGGCAUAAUUCCACUUCAAAUGAAAACUGAUCUCAAAAUAGCCUUGCUCAGACAUGAUUACAAUGCUACCAUACUUCAAAGGAAAUAUGAACUGGAAAAUCCAAAUGAAUAUCGAGUUCAAGUAGCGCAACGGCUAUGUACAGCGAAACAUAAACUGGAACAAUCGAAACGUGAAUUAAUCGAGUUAAAACAGCAAGUAUUCUACUACAAAUUUCUUUCUGGACUCAAAGAUAUUGGCGCAUCGCCAUCGUUAUUGGCCGACUCGGCAACAACUUACAGUAUUGCCCAUAAACUCUUACUCGAGGAUAAACAUGAGAAAAUAUGUAAACGAGAGAAACUUUAUUCUCUCGUACCACAUGUGAUUCGAGCAGAAAUCAGGUAUCAUCAAGCAGACGAGAAAUCAACAUCGAAUACACUACAAUGCUAA
This is a messenger RNA of Adineta ricciae, 462 nucleotides long. The record is from the annotation of a GenBank genome assembly. NCBI's taxonomy places the organism in Eukaryota, Metazoa, Rotifera, Eurotatoria, Adinetida, Adinetidae.